CGAGUAUGUAAGAGGAGAAUUCCUCCUUAUGAAAUUCAUCAAUACAAAUCACUUAUUUUAUAUUUAUUAUCAAAUUUAACAUGGUAUCAGAGCCAAAACCUGGAAGUUUUCCUUCUUUCCUUUAGUGCUCACAUCGACAUGGAAGAAACAUCGCGACAUACUCGCACUUGGAUAAUUGAUUCCGGAGCAAGUGAACACAUCACUUGUGAUGGUGAUGGCCUUUUCGAUAUUCUAACUCACCCUUCCGAACCAGCCGUCCGAAUACCCAAUGGAGAACUAAUUCCGGUUUCUGCGAUUGGCAGCCUCUAUUUGCCUAAUGGGUUCUAUCUUAGACGUGUUUUAUACGUUCCGCAGUUCCAAUGCCACUUGCUCUCCGCCAGCCGUCUCACUAGUGACCUCAAUUGCACUCUCACUUUUUCUUCCAAAUUUUGUAUACUCCAGGAUGUAUCCUUGAGAACGCUAAUUGGCAUGGGUUACUUUCGUAAUGGUUUAUAUUAUUUGGAUUCUUCAAAGGGUGAAAAGGUUGCAAUGCCAGCCACCAUUUGUUCAGACCUAUGGCACCGACGGUUGGGACACGCCUCAGACGCAAAAUUACAACACAUCACGUUUCUCAAAGGUUUUCAACGAAACGGUAAUUCUUGUGAUCCCUGCUUACGAGCUAAACAAACCCGUCUUAGCAUUCCGAAGAGUACAAGUAAGACAACUUGCUGUUUUGAAUUAAUACACUGUGAUAUAUGGGGAGCUUAUAGAAGUGACUCUAGUUCCGGAGCGCGUUAUUUUUUGUCAAUAGUUGAUGACUUCACUAGAGGUGUUUGGGUCUAUCUUAUGAAAAACAAAUCAGAAGUCAGUCAAAAAUUGAUAAAAUUUUGCAAUAUGGUAGAAACUCAAUUUGAAAAAAGGGUUAAACGCAUCCGGACGGAUAAUGGAGUUGAGUUUCAAACCAAUCUUUUAUUUGAAUAUUAUGAACGUUGCGGAAUUAUUUUGGAAACAUCAUGCACAGAUACCCCUCAACAAAAUGGGGUUGUAGAACGUAAACACAGACAUAUUUUGGAAAUCGCCAGAGCACUACGUUUUCAAUCCGGAUUACCUAUUGAUUUUUGGGGAGAUUGCGUUCUCACCGCAGUUUAUAUUAUCAACCGACUACCAUCACCUGUCAUUCUAAACAAAAGUCCUUUUGAAGUAUUGUUUGGGAAGGUACCUAGUUAUGAGCAUUUGCGUGUAUUUGGAUGUUUGGUAUAUGCACACAACAAUAAACGGAAUGAUAAAUUUGGCGAAAGGGGGAGUCCUUGUGUAUUUCUUGGAUAUCCCUACGGACAAAAGGCCUACCGAGUUUUUGAUUUACAAAAACACAAUAUUUACAGUUCUCGGGAUGUGACUUUUUUUGAAAAUGAAUUCCCAUUUAAAUUAAUUGAUCACGAAGGGAAGGAUUUCGGAUCAAUUGUUGACGGUGCCUAUCAAAAUAUUAUAAACAAUAAUGGCAGCCCCAUGCUUCAAACACUUCCAGAAAAUAAAGGUGGCCCACAAUCUAAUCCAUCUCAUGGCCAAAUUCAUUCUCCAGUAACUACCUACGGUCCUCCCUCCAGAGAUGUACAAAUUAGACAGCUCACUGGGUCACCUCCUUCUACAUGCAGAAUAAGCCAACCCACAUACACAGAAGAGGUCCAUUCACGUGAACGCACAGGGCCACCUCCUGAGCCUCUUGUACCCGAACAACUGCCACCUAGGCUGGCCACAAAUCACGAGCAACCUCUCUCCCUUGAAACUAUGAAUGGCGAACAGGACAGCAACAAGGACAGUGGGCCCUCUCCUCACCGUUACACACCGGCCGGACAUCGUCUUCACCUACCAGACGCUCCGCCCUAUACACAGCUUCCGGCUUCACCAACUAGAAAUGAGAGCUUGGAUGCACAUGGAACUGGUACUAGUGGGACUAUGGUGCCAUUUACAGUUGACUAGUCGAUCCACUCUGAUUUGACAAUCCCAAACAUAGUCGUACCUUCCGAAAAUGAGCUGAGAAAAAGUAAUAGAGCUCGACAACUUCCUAAACACCUUGCGGACUUUGAUACUGAUUUGCCACCAUCCAUAGACCAUUCUCGGUCAACCGCCCAUUUUGCCGACUCACCAGUUUACCCACUUUCUGAUUUUAUCAAUUAUGAAAGAUUUUCCACUAAUCACAAGGCUUUUCUAACGGCCAUCACUUCCCGUGAUGAGCCAAAACAUUUUUCACAGGCAAUUCAAGAUCCUUUAUGGCGUGAAGCCAUGCAGAAAGAAAUUCAUGCUUUAGAAGAAAAUGGUACAUGGACCCUAAUUCAUCUACCACCAGGAAAGAAAGUGGUUGACUCUAAAUGGGUGUAUAAAAUCAAGUAUAAACCCAAUGGUGAUAUAGAGCGCUACAAGGCUCGAUUAGUUGCCAAGGGUUUCACACAAGUCGAAGGAGUUGACUUUCACGAGACAUUUGCCCCUGUUGCCAAACUUGUCACAGUACGAUGUUUAUUGGCCAUUGCAGCAAAACAUAAUUGGGUAGUGCACCAAUUAGAUGUUAACAAUGCAUUCCUUCAUGGAGACCUCCACGAGGAUGUUUAUAUGCGUGUCCCACAAGGGUUUUCUAAAAAUGGAGAUACACGUGUUUGCAAGUUAAGAAAAUCCUUAUACGGAUUAUGUCAGGCCUCUCGCAACUGGUAUCACAAAUUCACUCAAGCCCUCAUUGGGAUAGGUUUUCGCCAGUCUCGAGCCGAUCACUCUUUGUUAAUCUUUUGCCAAGGAAACAUCAACACAUUUGCCCUUAUUUAUGUUGACGACGUCUUACUCGCCGGAAAUGACACCUCUCAUAUUUCUACUGUUAAAAACUACUUGGACAACAAAUUUAGCAUCAAAGACUUGGGAAAAUUAAAAUAUUUUCUAGGCAUUGAAGUUGCACGUUCUCCUGAAGGUUUUGUCUUAAGUCAACGCAUAUACACGUUGGACAUCUUGGAGGAAUGUGGCCUCCUAGCUAAGGAAGGUGUCGAUCCCAAAAUGUGACGUCUCUACCGUCAUUGAAGCAUUCAGAAGAGGUCUGUAUGAAGAUUCAGAGCUGUACCGAGAACUAACGAAAUACCCUUGUCGAUCCUUCGAAGAUGUCCAAGCAAAGACGUUAGCGUUCAUCCGUCUAGAAGAAGACUUAUGAUCCCGUUGCGGACAAGUUAAGUAUGAGGGGGGCUACGGCAAAUCAGAAUCUCCUGGGAGGCAUGAGUACAAGUCUAAAAAACCUUAUUCAAGACCUGAGGAACGAGUCAUCACGCCAUGACGAGUUAGACAUCACAAGAUGGUUGAAAUCUCGGAUGGGGGGCAUGUCGUCCGAUGAUAGAUAAGCCAAAUUUCAGAUUUAAUUCAACCGGGAAGACAGUCGAAUGAUUUUCUGAAAUGUACUGCGAUGUUUAACUGCACAAUUAUUUUCAAAAAUUCAUUUGACUGCUUUCGCGAAUGAAUUUUUAGCUAAAAUUUGGUAUGAGUAAACUAGACUUAAUGAAGAAGAUGCUCAAAGCAUUUCAUCAAAAAAGUCCAUCAGGAAUCGCCCUAAUUGGCGACGGCCAGACAGAGCCUUCUAUAUAAAGGGUGAACUGCACGUUUUAAUUUAGUUUGAGGGCCUAUUUGACCCUUUAGCUAUUGUUUUAUGAAGUGUAGGCAUGUUGCUUUUUUACAUUGUUGUUUUUAUGUUUCAUGUAUGUGGUCGUGGUUUUAUUACUCCGUAUUAUUCAUUUACAAAGCAUUUAAGAAAAUUCAUCAAAUAAAUUUUGGCUUCAAAAACAUAAACAAGCUGUCAUGUCAUUAAAAGUCAUGCUUGUUAUAAAAACUGAAAAAGCACCAUUACCGGUGGACGUAGCUCAACUGGUAUAUAGAGGUGCCACAAGGGGUAAGUUUCGGGUUUGAAUUCCGGCAAUUGCGAUGAGAGGUUACGUUACUAUGCUAAAAAUGUAUAGGCCUCUGUAAGUACCAAGGCCAAAGCCCCAUUUUCUAUCUGCUAGUUUGUGAUUACAGUCCAAUUUACAUGCUCCCAUCUAACUGUCCGAUCGAUGUUGGGGGCUCUCAGGGAUGAUGUGACAUCUUCUUCUUUUUUUUGAAAAAGCACCGUUCCUUCAAAAGAUAUACGGGGCAUUGUGGCGCUUGUGAAGCGGAAACCGCCGUACUUUCAUUGUUUUCCCCAAGACACUUAUUACGUUAAAAUGCUGCUUGAUAAGUCCAUUUUUGUACUUAUUUUUCUUAUCAAAUUUAAGCGAUUUUUGAUUGAAAAUAGAAAGAAAAGGCAUGUUUUAGAUAUUUUGGUUCAAGUUUCAUGAAAUUAGGUGAAAAUCACAUUCAUAAUAUGUUUGCCGGGAUUUCGGGUCAAUUGAGAACAAAAUGAGUCAAUUUGAGUAACAAAUGAAGUCAUACCGGAAGAAGUAAGCAUUUUAUCAAGGUGACCCAGAAGACAAUCUUGGAGAGCAGGAACCGCAGGAAUUACCGGACGAUUUUAGCAGAAGGCGCCCAAAUAGGUGGCCAAAUCUGGGCGCCUGUGUGGCCGCCUACUCUAUUUUGGAAAGUCAACGUUUGGCUUUGACUCGGAACCGGAAGAUGACCGAAGGCUGCCGACACCAGGCGGAGGGCGGCCGCCCUCAGUGGCCGCCUGCGGCACUACGGGACGAAGCCAACCACCGGCCGGUGCGACUGGACGGCAGGCGGCCAGACAGGAACGGCAGGCGGCCGCCCUCUGGACCGCCUGCGGCUGACGAGACGCGACCACGAUCUGCUGCCGGCGACGAGAACGGAAGGCGGCCGGAGAGAGGCAGAAGGCGGCCGCCUGGUUGGCCGCCUACGGGAAAAUUUUUCCUAUAAAUUGCCCGAUUUUUGCUGAACUCAAACACACCAUUCUAAACCCUAAAUCAGCUCUCAUUAGCCUCCUUCUUUUAUUUUCGAGCUCCAAGAGCAAGUAGAGAGAGAAAGCUUCAAAUCUUCAUAUCUUCUUCAUUUUAGCUCCAAAUUCGGCUUCAAGCACGCUCUUUUUAGAAGACGUCGCCCUUCAUGUAGAUACUCAAGUCCGUGCCCAAUGCUAUUCGCUUCCUUGUAGGCCAUUCUAGAACAUCCUCUCCUGGUUUACGGUUCUGAAAUUGUAUUCAAAGCUUAUCAGAUCGGGCCCCCGAUACAUAUUUUUUUGGAUCUGUCAUUGGAGCUUGAAGGCCACCCAGACCGACCUUCCUAACGUGAGCCUCCCCCUUAAGUCGUGUAAAGCGCCGCGGUCAACCUCCCAGCCACGGCCACACCAUGCUUAGAGUUUUUUCAGAAUUUAAGUUGAGACGCAAUGUGGAAUACAAGAAGUGAACAUUACACCAGACAGCCAUUUCAUGGAGAAAACGGCAACCCAUGCCGACGAUUAGUUCAUGUAUUUAAAUUUUAAAGUUUGAAGUAUUUUUAAUUGUAAUUUAUAAAUGUGUUAAUACUCUAAGUCACAAACCGGCCUCUGAGACCGUAAGGGUAGAACCAGAACGGGACCGCAACCUGUAAUUAUCCGGGUCGGUUCCAGUCUUAUUAAAUGGGACCCGGGACCAGGAGAACACCAUUUCCAAGCAGUAAUGAUGGUCAACUAUUCACAUUUGAAAGAAACAGUUGCCAAUAGGAUUUAAAACACCACCAAAUAGAACAAAAGUCAAUGCCAUGCUUCGUUUACAAAUGGAUCAUCAAAGAUGGCCAUCG
Molecule: messenger RNA, 5703 nt
Organism: Cuscuta epithymum
Lineage: Eukaryota; Viridiplantae; Streptophyta; Magnoliopsida; Solanales; Convolvulaceae
Source: the annotation of a GenBank genome assembly